Messenger RNA from Microdochium trichocladiopsis, 1010 nucleotides. RefSeq lists its product as uncharacterized. The coding region runs from base 437 to 955 and encodes 172 amino acids. NCBI's taxonomy places the organism in Eukaryota, Fungi, Ascomycota, Sordariomycetes, Xylariales, Microdochiaceae. The record is from RefSeq and is a predicted model, not a curated record. The transcript is spliced from 2 exons.
GAUCAAUUUAAGCUGGUAUGACCGAGUGGUUAAGGUGGCAGACUUAAGCUAUAGUUGACAACAAAAGUUGACUAGACACUAUAAACUCUGCUGGCGAAAGCCGCAGCGGUUCGAACCCGCUUGCCAGCAUCUGAUUGGCUCUCGCCACCCCUUGAGUGGGUCGUGAGUUCCACUUUUUGCCCUGUUGAGUCUCUGGUUCGAUGCCUGGUGGGGGCAGCCUCAACCGCAGGUUUAAUAGUCUUUUGCAACCAACUAGGUCGCGCCUGGAAGCUGUUUUGCGGUGUGAUGUGACAGCCAUGCGAGCCUGUCUGUUCAUGCUGGCUGGCUGGCGACGAGGAGCCAGUCCCGGUCGGUUUGGCUGGUACACGGUGUUGUUCUGGCUGGAUAAAUUGGAUCGGCGGUCGCAUAGCUGUGCUCGGUUAACUGACUAUCAAACAUGACAUCGACGUCAGGAUCGUGGCUGUCCCAAUACGUCCUACUGGGCCGGCGGGUCUACUCAUCUAGUGGAACCGGCGACACUCCCCCGUUGGCGAUGGUCGUCUUGGGUUGCGCGAUAAACUCCAAGAAUUCGGAUUUGAGGCUGGUAGACGAGCCAAGCAGCGCGAAGAGAAGCGCGCCGGAUGUUGGAGGGAAAGGAGCCGGUGCGACCUGCUCUCUUCCCGAGCCAUUGUGCAGGGUCUCUGUUACCAUCUGUCUCUUCAGAGUGCUGCUCAAGCUUGUAAAGACUGCGGGGCCAAGUGUCGGCGCACACCCGAAUCGAUUCUGUUCGUGUGGGCAGGUGAGGAGGCGUGAUGUGCAGGUGAAAAAUGGAAAAUCCAACUUGCGUCUGGAUCGUGAGAGGCGGCGAGAUGUGCCGUCUGUGUUCGCCAGUGGUUGUAGUGUCUUCCAUCUUGUCACUGAUGGCCAGCCAAGCAGGACUUGUCGAACUUUUGUGACUUUGAUGGAUCUCACAUGAGUUUGAAGGAGAGUAAGCGUGAGUGUACACAGGCGGAGUGGUGGGCAGACACUUA